GCCAGGUAUCGUUUUCUCGCAUCCCUGCUGCAUAAACACCUCCGUUUUCACCUCUCUUAAACCUGUACAUCCUUGCCCCGUUCUUUUGGCAAGAUUUUGAGCGACAUAUUCUGGUGGCGACUACGUACUCCGUGGCUCAGAGAAUGAUCAUGAUCUUUAGCUUCACCAGCCUACGGUGCGCCGGUAGCCGCCAACCAUUGUGGCGUUGUUUAGUUUUCCACACGGUACUGAGCCUGCAGCUAACCACAAAGUAGUAGACGAUCGUUUAAUCACAACGAGAAUUACUUGUUGGAGAAUAGGAGUCAGGGGAGUUCAGGUAACAUGUGCCGAGAAGUGCUGUUACGGCGUCAUCUGACGGAAAUGCCUCAUCUGUCGCGUGUAAGCCAAUGAACCGCAUUGCAAGCUUCAGAUGCUCCUGCUCCUCUCCGUAAAAGCCCCGAAGGGCUCACGUUCAGCGCGACCUGUCGGCCAACGCAUGUGCUCCAAGCAGCGAAGCUCGUCACCGUGACUAACGCAGGACAACUCUAACGCGGUUACUUAUGUUAUGAGAGCCAUAUAAAAGGCCCAGCUCUCCUUGGAGUACGACUUCGGCGCAGUUCCUCGUCAUGAUUUCCAGCCAAAUUCUCAUUUUCGCACCUCUGCUGGCUGUAGUGUGUGCUCAGAGCCAGCCUUGGACCCAGUGCGGUGGGAUAGGCUGGACCGGAAGUGCUACCUGCGUGUCUGGAUGGUUAUGCACUUACCAGAAUGACUACUAUUCCCAAUGCCUGCAGGCGGCCUCCUCAGUAUCCUCCUCAAGCAACGUCGCCACUUCGUCUCCCGCGCACAGUUCUUCUCCAGCAACCACAAGCAGCGCCGCUUCCCACACAUCCUCAGCUGUAUCUUCCAGUGGCGCCAGCAGCACUGCUACUCUGACAGGUAUCGCAGCAACCGCCCCUACUGUCGGCCCAUCUCGGGACACCGGGAAGCUGCCGGCGCUAGGAUGGAACGCUUGGAACGCAUACGGGUGUGCAAUUAGCUCAGACAUUAUCUUGGCAGCGGCCAACGACAUUGUGUCGCUCGGCCUCCAAGCGGCUGGCUAUCAGUAUGUCAACAUCGAUGAUUGCUGGGCUGAAAUGCAACGUAAUUCAACUACGCAGCGUAUUGUUCCGGACCCUAGUAAAUUUCCCGAUGGUAUCGACGGAUUGGUGACCCAGAUACAUGCACUGGAACUGAAAGCAGGCAUAUACAGCGAUGCGGGGACCGCGACAUGUGCGGGGUUUCCGGGAUCCUUGGGUUACGAAGCCAUCGAUGCGGCCACCUUCACCGAAUGGGGCAUUGAUUAUCUCAAGUAUGAUAAUUGCAACGUUCCUGCAAACUGGACCGAUGCUUACACGCCGCAGGACAACGACUGGUACGACUCGAACUCAGCCAUACGUUAUCGUCAGAUGACUGCUGCUCUAGCUGCACAAUCUCGUCCAGUACAAUUCAGCCUCUGCAUCUGGGGUGACGCCAACGUUUGGCAAUGGGGCUCCCGGGUUGGUCAUUCAUGGCGCAUGUCCGGCGACUCUACCCCAAGCUGGGGAUACAUUACCCAGAUUCUCACUACUAACGCGCAGUAUCUCAGCUAUGUGGACUUCUACGCCCACAACGACAUGGACAUGAUGGAAAUCGGCAACGGAGGCCUCACCAUAGAAGAACAGCGCACUCACUUUGCGGCUUGGUGUUUCAUGAAGAGCCCGAUCCUUUUAGGAACCAACCUGAGCAAUCUGAACAGCACCCAGCUCGCCAUCGUCACCAACCCCGAGCUGUUGGCCUUCCAUCAAGACGCCACCAUCGGCACUCCCGCCAUGCCUUUCACACCUACGUCAAGCGGCGCUGCUCCGACUAGCCCACCACAAUACUUUGCAGGGAUGUCAGCGAAGGGCGUGCACGUCUUCAUGAUCAACACCGCCAGCAAUGCCGAGACGAUGAGCUUCACUUUCAGUCUCGUCCCUGAGCUUGCUGUCGGAUCGGGGUCGUACGUGGUGCACGACAUGUGGGCAGGUGAAGACCUAGGCACGUUCAGCGGGAGCUACUCGACCAGUGUCGCCGCCCACGACACCGUCGCCUUCCUUGUCACACCUGCUUAGCUUCACGUCUAGGAACACGGAGAUAGACGGUUGCGUAGCUGGGGUGUGUUGCAUAAAGCAAAGAGUCCGUGGACAAUUGAAUUAAAAUUUAGGGUGAAGUUUUGAGUCGAGAUUGCGGACUUCAUCUUCCAAGGCGAACACUUCGUUCUCCAGCUGCCCGAUCUCUUCCCGUCGUGCCUGGACCAACCGAUCGAGACCUUCAUAGGUCGUAUCCGCAACAGCUACGACCUUUUCCUGCACGACGCUGUGAAGCUGGGCCUGAUAAUGAAUGAGCAAUUGUGAUCGUGAACGUAAUUAUGGAAUUACCUUGACAUCACGCUCAAGACCUUCUCCGACUCUAUCCCAAUCUCUCCACCACCUCUUCUUCGCCUUCUCCCAUCGGCCUACCAUCCACCAUACUCCAAACGCACUGAUCAUCAUGCCCAUCCCCACCGCUGUCUCCACCUCCAAGCCCGGGCCGAGCGCACCUCCAAUCACACCCAGCCUCUCAGCCCAGCCCGCCCAUGCUGUGCCGAAUCCUGCAAGCACGCUCGUACCCAUGCCGAGCGUGACCCUUUGAGCGGUCGAGUGCAGCAUAUUAGUUGGGUAUGCGAGCUGCAUUUUGCGCGUGUACAAAGGUUGUGUGAGUGAUCUGGUUGUGAUGGGGUAUGUAGGGGAUGCCUGGAUCUGUGAGACGGUAUUGUGUAGUACGGGAGAAUAGAAGAACGACAGUGAUUCAAAUGAAGUGAGAAUCGUCUGGCUCUCCUUGGCUAGGGUAUCUUGUGAGACUGCCAGUCGACCGCUGUGGAAGAUCAGCUACGGUCAAGUUAGCAC
Molecule: messenger RNA, 2921 nt
Organism: Phanerochaete carnosa HHB-10118-sp
Lineage: Eukaryota; Fungi; Basidiomycota; Agaricomycetes; Polyporales; Phanerochaetaceae
Product: glycoside hydrolase family 27 protein
Exons: 14
Coding region: 606-2108 (500 amino acids)
Biological process (GO): carbohydrate metabolic process
Cellular component (GO): extracellular region
Molecular function (GO): hydrolase activity, hydrolyzing O-glycosyl compounds; cellulose binding
Source: RefSeq, a predicted model, not a curated record